Messenger RNA from Danaus chrysippus (African queen), 501 nucleotides. Lineage: Eukaryota; Metazoa; Arthropoda; Insecta; Lepidoptera; Nymphalidae. The record is from the annotation of a GenBank genome assembly.
AUGGAUCAUGGACCCGCCAAACAGCCAAAUGAUCUCAAAAACACUAUCAAUAUGGAUGAGGACUUAUUCGACGAUUCUAUCUUGGAAAUUUUUGAAGAUUCUGAUUUUGAAGAAACAGCAGAACAAACGAAACAUGAAAAAAAUAAUACCUUAAAUAAAAAUUUACUUAAUGUUAGUGCACUGUGUUGUGAUGAAGAACUCAAUGGAUAUGAUAAAUUGUCAGGAAAGACAUGGAUCUAUCCAACAAACUACCCCAUCAGAGAUUAUCAAUUCAAUAUUAUAAAGGCAGCUAUGGUUGAAAAUUGUCUGGUAAGUCUGCCCACUGGAUUGGGGAAGACAUUUAUAGCAGCUGUGAUUAUGUAUAAUUUUUACCGAUGGUAUCCAUUAGGUAAGAUUAUAUUCAUGGCGCCCACAAAACCCUUAGUGGCCCAACAGAUUGAAGCCUGCUACAAUAUUGUUGCUAUGCCUCCUAAAGAUACCAUUGAAAUGACAGGCAAGUGA